AUAGCAAACAAAGCCUCGCUUGGUUUCUGGAGGCUUGACAACGCACGCGGGCCGCCCAGAGCCGCUUCAGAGAUAGUUCACCGGGGUUGAGUCCGGACUUAACCUUUCGAACGCACCAGGCAUCCGCAGGGAAAAAAAAGAUGAGCCGCCGCCUGCUAAAAUAUGGUGGCGAGGCCUUGAAACCUCACUUUGUGGACGGACGGUGGGAGCGUCCCCUGAUUUCAAAGCGCGUGGCGGCCCGCCUCCGCAAGGAGGCGGUCAUGAACGGUCGCGUCGGCCCAUGGCAGCCCAGCGUUCAGGAUUCGAACGGGGAGAAGAGGGAGGGCACGAAACAGGUCCUGGGAUGGGAUCCUGCUUGGGACACGGUGAAGGCGCCCAAAAUAUUGAGGCCGGCCAAGCUACACGCGCGGGAGCGGAACCGGGAGGAACGUUUUCAAAAGAUCGAAACGGCGAUGGCGGGGAUGGCGGCCAAGAUCGCUCAGCACAAAGAGAGCAUGCGAGCCUUGAAACCGAAACCGGGGAUAGAAACCUUGUACAAGAAGGUGGUGGCCAAGGCGCAAAAACGCCGGUGAGGUUGGAGGGCCCGGGUCACGGGGAAGAAGCCAAGCGGGCGCGACCCUUCGAUGGAUAUUCCUCCACCAGAGAGGGCGCCCGAAAGCAAACAAUAAAUACUUUUGAAGGUGAAGAAAUAAUGAACAUUGCGCUGA
Molecule: messenger RNA, 707 nt
Organism: Nannochloropsis gaditana CCMP526
Exons: 3
Coding region: 141-572 (143 amino acids)
Source: RefSeq, a predicted model, not a curated record